Tachyglossus aculeatus (Australian echidna) is the source of this 903-nucleotide messenger RNA. RefSeq names its product vegetative cell wall protein gp1-like. Bases 1 to 903 code for a protein of 300 amino acids. The record is from RefSeq and is a predicted model, not a curated record. NCBI's taxonomy places the organism in Eukaryota, Metazoa, Chordata, Mammalia, Monotremata, Tachyglossidae. The transcript has a single exon.
AUGCGCCCCCGGCUGGGCCGUCGCUGCGCCUCCUUCAGCGCCCGCCCGCUCCCUCCGCUACUGCGCCCUCUCCCUCGGCCGCCGCUCCCCCUGCUGCGCCCGCCCGCCCUCCCGCUCCCUCCGCUCGCCCACCGCUCCCUGCUCCCGCCCGCCUUGAGCCCUCGGCCCGCUCCCUCCGUUGCGCCCCUGCUGCGCCCGCCCGCUCCCUCCGCUACUGCGCCCGUUCCCUCCGCCGCCGCUCCCCCUGCUGCGCCCGCUCCUUGCUCCCGCCCCCACCUUGAGCCCUCGGCCCGCUCCCUCCGAUGCGCUCCCUGCUGCGCCCGCCCGCUCCCUGCGCCUUCUGCUCCCCGCGCCCGCCCGCCCGCCCGCCCACCGCUCCCUGUGCCCGCUCCCUCUCCGAUGCGCCCCCUGCUGCUCCCGCCCGGCCGCUCCCUCCGCUACUUUGCCCCCUGCUGCGCCCCCUUCCUCCGUCGCCGCGCCCCCUGUUGCGCCCGCCCGCCCGCCCACCCCCUCCCUGAGCCUUCUGCUCCCUGCUGCGCCCUCCCGCCCGCUCCCUCCGCUCGCCCACCGCUCCCUGCGCCCGCCUUGAGCCCUCGGCCCGCUCCCUCGGCUGGGCCUCCGCUGCGUCCCCUUCCUCCUCCGCUGCGCCCCCUGCUGCGCCCGCCCGCUCCCUCCACCGCUGCGCCCCCUGCUGCGCCCGCCCGCUCCCUCCGCCGCUGCGCCCCCUGCUGCGCCCGCCCGCUCCCUCCGCUACUGCGCCCCCUCCUGCGCCCCCUUCCUCCGCCGCCGCGCCCCCUGCUGCGCCCGCCCGCCCGCUCCCUCCGCUACUGCGCCUCCUGCUGCGCCCUCUUUCCCUCCGCUACUGCGCCCCUGCCGCGCCCUCUCCCCCCGCCCGCUCCCUGA